GUUUACUACGACCAGUUGGAUCGAGUCGGUCAUUCCUCGGGUCCUUUGUCCGAUGAACUUCUUCUCGACGUGUUACCACAACUGGAUCAGGUGGUAGAUGGCUUGGUGGAGCAUUUGCGCUCACUGGAUCGUGAAGUGCACUUGGUGCUCACCUCUGAUCAUGGAAUGACAGAUGUACAUGGCAAAGAACUAUUGGAUCGAUACAUUUCUCGUGACCAAGUGAAGAAAGUCAUCAAUCGCGGUAGUACCGUGGGCAUCUGGCCUCAUCCAGACCGGUACAAUCGGACCUACCGUCGUUUGGAAGGCUUGCGUAGUAAACACUUUUCUGUCUACAAUCUUUCUACAAUUCCGUCGUCAUGGCAUACGGGUGGCCCAUUGUUUCCACCGCUACUAUUGGUGGCCAAACCUGGCUAUUUGAUCCACUCGGAGCACUGGCCGAUUGAGUCCAAUCAGUACGACCCGACACAACCAUAUGUGGGUGCGCAUGGCUAUGAUGCAACCGAGUCGGAUAUGCAUGUUCCACUCUUUUUAUUCGGCCCCAUGGUGCGACCCGGAGUCACCUACCGAGAUCGACCGUUGGAUCAAACUUACACGUACAAACUGUUGACCGCUUUGUCCGGACAGAGGGGUGCUUCGGAACAAUACACUGCAUCCGUGCGUUCUUACGCUCCGCUUUGGUCGUCACACGAUCUCAUGACCCGUGACACGUUCAUAGUCAGUGUUUCAUUGGGAAUGGUGUUCUGUGCUCUGUUGUGCGUCCUGUUACUCUCGGUGGGUCUGUGGAAAUUGUGUCGAUCUCGGCUUUUGUUUUUCUCCCCGAAAUCCAUCUCCAGAUCUGGGGAUGUCGACGAACUGAAUGAACAUUUGAUAUCCGCAGACGGAAUGCGUAAAGUGUCUGAAUAUCCCGGUUCGCUGGUCGCUUAG
Echinostoma caproni is the source of this 924-nucleotide messenger RNA. NCBI's taxonomy places the organism in Eukaryota, Metazoa, Platyhelminthes, Trematoda, Plagiorchiida, Echinostomatidae. The record is from the annotation of a GenBank genome assembly.